Molecule: messenger RNA, 733 nt
Organism: Cornus florida
Lineage: Eukaryota; Viridiplantae; Streptophyta; Magnoliopsida; Cornales; Cornaceae
Exons: 1
Coding region: 115-630 (171 amino acids)
Molecular function (GO): acyltransferase activity, transferring groups other than amino-acyl groups
Source: RefSeq, a predicted model, not a curated record
ACAAUAUGGUCCACGUUCAUUUAAUUCAAUAUACUCGAGUAUAUCCAUUUUAAAGCAAGUGAGGUUGAAUCUUAAAACCAUCCGGAAAACUUCCAAUUUUGGCGAUCAACAUUGAUGGACUCAUCCAGAAUCUCCGUCCGGCCAUUCAAACUAUCCGAUGCCGACGACUUCUUCUCAUGGGCCAAAGAUGACAGAGUAACACACUACCUAAGAUGGAAGGCCAUCGCCUCUAGAGAAGAAGCAUUGGAAUAUCUCAAAAAUGUUGCCAUGCCCCACCCUUGGCGUCGGUCCAUAUGCCUGGAUGACCAUUCGAUCGGCUACAUUUCAAUCCGGCCAGAAUCCGGCGACAACAAGCAUAGAGCACACAUUGGGUAUGCAAUAGGUGCAGAGUAUUGGGGACAAGGGAUAGUCACAAUGGCAUUGAAGAUGGCCAUUUCUAGUGUGUUUAAAGAGUUCUCUUAUUUAGUGAGGAUAGAAGCUUUGGUGGAGGUAGAAAAUAAGGGGUCUCAAAGGGUACUAGAGAAAGUUGGGUUCCAAAAGGAAGGUUUUUUGAGGAAGUAUGGGUUUAAUAAGGGUGAGAUUAGAGAUAUGUUAAUGUACAGCUUCUUAGUGAGUGACAACAUCAUAUGAAAGAAUUUUCUUUGGUUGAUCAGCUUAUUUUCAUCAAAAAAUAAAUAAAAACAGCUUUUAUCAACGUUUUUGAAACGGGUUCUAUGCCUGUUUAUGUAUCCAA